AUGACGUUACAGCCUGGCUCCACACGCAGGGAUGACACAUCCGCGCCGUCGACGCCGACGAAGCUCGCUGCGUCCAUGUCAAAGACGCCCUCCUCUUCUUCCUCGACGGGACCGCGGACACCGACGAGCCAGCACAGCAUCGGGGCCGCCUGGCGAGACUUUGGUGGAGUUCCACCGGCACCGAAGGCACCUUCACGGCGGCUCGUUCUCAGCUCCAGUGGUCGACGGGGAAGACGGGCGCGACAGGAGCAGCAAGACGACGACGACGACGACGACGACGACGACGACGACGUGGAUGACGAUGACGGCAGUCCGACGCCGAGGGCUGCCCGCCGGCUGACGUUUGGCAGGCAGGACGCUGAUCUCGUCAAGGGACCAAGAAGGCAGAGGCAGGUCGACGAGGAUGCACCCCUCCUUCGCCUUGACCUGGAUGGCAGCAGCUCGACGCCUCCGUCGCCGCGAAUCGAGCCGGCCUGGCUUCUGCCCGCCUUUGGCCAGACGGGGAGCGGCGACACAUCGAGGACCUUGACGCCGCCGCCGCCGCCGCUUGACGCUGCACAACUGCCGGAUUUUCAGCAACGCGGGGAUGGUCCAGACCGAGGCCGAGGUCGAGGUCAGAAGAGGCGCCGAGUAAAGACGGGCGACGCUGCAGUCGAGGAGAGGAGUGUUCGACCACGGGCGACGAGGGCCGACACCGCCAACACGAUGACGGCAACGGCAAUCCCGCUCGUGGUGCAGCGAAGCCUGGACCUGACUGGGUGCCAGAGUAGGGCGAGAAGGAGCCUGCGGCGGAGCAUGUCGCUCAGGGACGCCUCUUGCUCAGCAACAGCAGCAGCAGCAGCAGCAGCAGCAGCAGCAUCCGCAUUGGCCCCCGCAAUGACUCGUUCCCAAUCGGCCACGCUCGCCAUCCGGGUCACUGAUCAGCGCAGCCGGUCGCUCUCCACGUCUACGCUGUGUGGGGCUCGUUCGCUGUACGCUGCUGCUCCGCAGUCGGCGCCUCUCUCGCCUCUGGUCAGACCAUCCUCGUCGUCCUCUCCGUCGCCCAUGGACCGCCACCGCGACUACUUUGGCCCUGGCCCCUGGUGGGCCUCGUCGCCAGGCCAUGCACCAAGCUCGCCGCGCGUGUGCUGA
Acaromyces ingoldii is the source of this 1131-nucleotide messenger RNA. RefSeq lists its product as hypothetical. The transcript has a single exon. NCBI's taxonomy places the organism in Eukaryota, Fungi, Basidiomycota, Exobasidiomycetes, Exobasidiales, Cryptobasidiaceae. The record is from RefSeq and is a predicted model, not a curated record. The coding region runs from base 1 to 1131 and encodes 376 amino acids.